AUGAACUUGAGGUUUGUCUCUGCUAUAUUUGCUUCUGUCCUUGCUACAACCGUGAAAUCAUCAUUGUUACUUGAAAAAGAGUUGAUUUGUCCAGACCCCCAAAAUCCAAGCGAUUGCUAUCCUAAGAUUUUUGAACCUACAACUGAGUGGCAAAUAAUUAGGGAAGGACAAGAAAUACCUCCAGGAUUACACGUUAGAUUGAAUAUGGACUCUCUAGAAAACGAAGCAAAAUUGAUUUCGCCUGAGAAUGGAGAGAAUGACAACAAUAGCAACGACGGCGAGACAGUUGAGUUAAUUGUUGGUGAGGGUGGAGUAGUUGACAACAAAGAAGAGGAUAUCCAGAAUCGCAAUGAGAAAAUUCAGAAAGUUUUAAAAUCGAAUAAAGCUGGUUUCGAUAAUAAGCCCAAGUCGAGAGUUCAUAAACUGGAUUUGACCAAUUUCGAUUCGGCUUUAGGAGAAGUGCAGGAGUAUGAUGUAGCUACAGCUGAUGAACAAGCUAAUAAAGGCUUGGAGGAGGCUCUCGAUAGUAUCCAGGAGUACGUUCAUGACAUUGAACUAGGAUUCAAGUUAACACAAGAAUGGAAAGUGUUUCAAAAAUUGAUAAAGUUGGCUGAACAUGGUAUUAGCGAGGAAAUGCUGGGGAAAAUAUACAACAUUAUUGCUUCUGCAUUGAGAAACAAUCCACAAUCUGUAGGGAAUGUAAUAAAUAGCAAGGAGAAUGGUUUUAGCUACGUUGCCUUUACAAAAAGCUUACUCAAUCAGCUAACCUCUACUACAAGUGACGUCAUACAAAAGAGGAUACUUGGUAUUAUACAGGCGUUAACUCAAAGCGAGCAAUUUGUCCAAAGUUUCUUUACUUUUGGUACUGGUGAUUAUGGUUUAAACUAUUUAGUUACAAACUUCAAUAAUCUUGGUCCACAAGCUAGGCAAAGAGUGGUUAACAUUCUACAUGAUUUAGAAAUCUUUGGCAAGUCAAAUGAUAGAAGAUCUUUAGAAGAUAGUGAUCCAAAUUCGAAUACUUCAAAGUUCAUUCAACAAGCCCUUGCUGAGGACAAGGUGAAGAAUGCAUCUGAUUUUGAAAAGUAUUUUAAAACCUUGGUUGAUUUGCAUAUACUGAAUUCAAGUUUGAAGCCAACUAAAGAAUUCUUGAGUUGGUUGAGUCAAGAGGUUGAAUUGAGAAAAGAGAAGAAGAAAAGAGAUGAUAUUACUCCUCAGGAAUUGGCAUUUGAUGAUGCUAUGUUAAGAGCUAGACAUGAAGUGUUUGGGAACCCUAUGGGAUUAAGAAAGGCUAUUGCGGAUGAAUUGUAG
Messenger RNA from Lodderomyces oxycetoniae, 1308 nucleotides. RefSeq lists its product as uncharacterized. Lineage: Eukaryota; Fungi; Ascomycota; Pichiomycetes; Serinales; Debaryomycetaceae. Gene Ontology annotation, cellular component: endoplasmic reticulum. Gene Ontology annotation, molecular function: adenyl-nucleotide exchange factor activity. The record is from RefSeq and is a predicted model, not a curated record. The transcript has a single exon. The coding region runs from base 1 to 1308 and encodes 435 amino acids.